Messenger RNA from Falco peregrinus (peregrine falcon), 645 nucleotides. RefSeq names its product C-C motif chemokine 4-like. Bases 16 to 483 code for a protein of 155 amino acids. Gene Ontology annotation, molecular function: chemokine activity; CCR chemokine receptor binding. Gene Ontology annotation, biological process: inflammatory response; G protein-coupled receptor signaling pathway; cellular response to interleukin-1. The transcript is spliced from 3 exons. NCBI's taxonomy places the organism in Eukaryota, Metazoa, Chordata, Aves, Falconiformes, Falconidae. The record is from RefSeq and is a predicted model, not a curated record. Gene Ontology annotation, cellular component: extracellular region.
CGUAACUUCCCCAGUAUGAUGCACUCAUUUUCUUUCCUUGAAACCUUGGACCCAUCCAGCAGCCAGGGGAUAAAAGGAAGGCAGCAGCAGCAGGGGCCAAGCAUUGUGCAGGAGAGCCCUGCAGCCACCCCAGCUCCAGCUCCACUCGUGGUUCCCUCAGCCUGCAGCAUCAUGAAGGUCCUCGCAGCCACCCUGGCUGCUCUGCUCCUUGUGGCCAUCUGCUCCUUGGCUGAGGCCCAUCCUCAUGACUCUGGCAUUGCUGCAUCUACCCAGAAGCCAGACACCAACCCCACUGCCUGCUGCUUCUCCUACACGUCUCGUCGGGUCUCACGCAGGUUCAUCAGCUCCAUCUACAGGACCAGCAGCAUAUGCAGCCAGCCAGCGGUGGUUCUGGUCACCAAGAAGGGGAAGGAGAUGUGUGCAGACGCCAAGGCAUCCUGGGUGCAGGAGCUUAUGAAGCACUUCGAGUCACUGGAGUACUGACCCUUCCCUGCUGCUGCCCCAAUGCAGCAGGCUUGGACCCCGGCACCAGAUGCCCAACAGAGUGCUUGAGUUGCAUACUUCUUCAACAGGAAAAUUGAUUCUAAUUGACAUACAUUUUUUAAACUAAAUUUUGUUUCCUAAUAAAGUGAAAAUACAAAAGCA